AUGGCCUCCUGGACGCUGCCAUAUCGGCACGAGGCCGUGGACCGCGAUCCGGGCUUCUGCUGGCAAGAUCUCGACGACGGUCCCACCGACGGCUCCAACGACUUCUUCGGCCAGUUCAUCAACUUCGACGCCGACAUGGGCUCGUCCAUGGCCAACCUCCAUAGAAACGACCCUUCUCUGCCCACCAUGCCCGACCCGCUCAUGCUCGACCGGCCCUCCGAGUCGACUGCCUCGUCCGGCGUGUCCACGGCCGGUGAUGAAUUCGACUUCUUCUCGAGCAGCUCCCACGCCGGCCCCGUCAUGUCCGGCGCGUCCAUCGGUCCCCAGACUCACGAGGUCGAUCCUCAAUAUCUCGCCAUCGGUGGCGAGGACAUGGCUGGAAGGGUGCCUCGGCCCUCCAUGUCCGACCCGGAGCUGCCCCGUCUCGAAGGCAUCUCGCUCCACUCGCCCACCAAGCGCAGGCACAUCUCCCAGCCGUCGUCUCCGACACCUCCCAGCACAGUUACCGCCCGCAAGCCCAACAAGUUUGUCGAGGCCCUCUCAUCCACGUUCCGCAGGGCUGGCAAGUUCGCCAGGAGCCGGAAGCCUCCCGCCAUUGCCGUGGACCGUCCGGGCUCUCCAACUAUGGAGAACCCGCCCAUGGCUUUGAGGAUGCAGGCAUACGAGUACGGGAAUGCCAACGCGGGGUCUCCUCCGUCGCCUACUACAAUCCCGGAUCACGGAACCUUCGUCCACGGGUACUGUGACGACCCUUUCGGCGAAAUUUCACAGCCCCCGUCCGCCACUUCGCUUCAUUUCUUCCACGGCAACGGGAUACACACUCCUGACGAGUCUCCCAUCGUUGCCUCCGAUCCAGGGAGUUAUCGAUCUGACAUCGGGACCCAAGGGGACCCAAACAACUGGCCUCUCCCAGCAAAUCCGCAACCUCAACAGCACGAACGACAACAAAUGCCUCCUCAGCAAAUGCUUCAGCAACAGCAGCAGGUUAUUUCUGCAGGUGGGCCACCACCCGAGUCGUGGCCCGGCACCGAAUACAUGGCUCACCAGCAGGGCGCCGGCUGGUGGGAUCUCAACCUCCUGAGCCAGAACGGCGAGUAUAUCAUGGACCCGCAACAGCAGCAGCAGAAGCACGCAAACCUCAACAUGGCCAUGCAUGCGCAGCACGCCGAGCUUCCUUACGAGUACCAGGCGGGGCCGGAGACAGGCCCCGGAGGUCUCAUGAUCCACAUGCCCCAGCCGCGCGGCAUGCCCCCGGCCGUCAUCAACGACCUCUCCGUCUCGGGCCCGACGUAUCUCCCGCCGCCGCCGCCGCUCCCUCCGGCCGUCCCCGGCUCCGACCGCCAGCACCGUCCCCCACGAGCCCCGUCGUCCGGCGCGCGACACCUCUCCUGCUCGCCGAUCCGCAAGACCCGCGCCCCCUCGGCGUCGCCCCAGCCGGCGCACUCGCGCCACAGCUCCGGCGGGUCAAUAGGGUCGACGCGCAGCGCGUCCGGGCGAGGCAUGGUGCCCGGCACGCCGACGACGAUACGCAAGCAGCGGCGGUCACGGGAGCCGAGCGGGAGCAGCGCCGGCGGCGGAGAAAUCGGCUUCGUCAACUUCACGCCCAGCGACGGCGGCAUGCUGAUGACGGGCGUGGCGCCCAGCGGGAGCUCCAAGACCAAGGCGCGGCGGGAGCGUGAGGCCAUGGAGCGACGGCGACGGCUGAGUGAAGCAGCCCUGAAAGCUGUGCAGGCGGCUGGCGGCGAUGUCGACCAGUUGAUGCAGCAGGGCUUCGCCCUCUAG
Ilyonectria robusta is the source of this 1782-nucleotide messenger RNA. RefSeq lists its product as uncharacterized. Bases 1 to 1782 code for a protein of 593 amino acids. Lineage: Eukaryota; Fungi; Ascomycota; Sordariomycetes; Hypocreales; Nectriaceae. The record is from RefSeq and is a predicted model, not a curated record. The transcript has a single exon.